GAUCUCACAGUGAGUAAAUGGGACGGGCGUAUACGCGAGAGUUUCUAUAAACGUCAACUUAGCAAUGAUGAAGGCUUGCAAAUCAGUUGCUUUCGAAAAGACGAGCUUAUUGCUGCAAAAUAUCCUCAUUAUUGUGCGGUGGAAUCUACGGUCCGUGCUCCGGAUACCCCAAUGGGAGCCGCCAUUUGUUUACGGAUACGGACGUGCUUGACAAGCCUCUCAGCUACAAAAGUCAGAGUUCAUAUCACCUUUGACAUUGAGAGUAGCCAAUCCAGUCCAAUCAAAUGUAUGUUCUUGUUCUGCUUCCAAUGUGUCGAGUAAAAGUGCUAAUUCAAAUACAUUUGCUUUCAUUAGCAUUGAUCGAAAGUGAUAUCUUUACGAGCCAAAAACAAUUUCACGGACGAUUGAAUCGGAUGUUGAGGUCCAAGGCCACGCGUAAACGUAUCCAGAAAAUGAUGGGCGACACAAAGAAAUUUGCAGCACAGGAACACGAACUUGAGGACGAUAAGACGCAAUUCAAAAAGAUGGUCUUAAACGUGCAGAAAGUGGUAGAUUGCGUAGUCGCGUCAAGUAUCUCUGUCAUCAGCUCAAUUUUCCACGUUUUAUUUUCGCUCGACGCACCGCAAAUGAUGGCCCUGUGCUUGUGCAUUGCUUUGUUGACCAAUAUAUUGAUGGCGUAUCGGCUGUCCAGCAUAUCCGGUCAGCUUGACAAGAUAGGGUCUCCAUCUUCCGAUCCGAGAUCUUCCUCAGCACCAUGGUAUGCGCAGCCGUCGUCGCCAGCUUCAUCGUAUCGUGAAAGGGAUAAUGACUACAAGAAACAUGGCGUAUAUCAGUUGGAGCAGAGUAUAGAUACCAUUCAUCGAGCCAUGUUUCAGCUUCAAAAUGAAGUGCGCGACCAAACUGACAGGCUGCAUCGGUUAGGACGUUUGUAAAUUAGGAAAUAAUCCUGUGAAUCAUGGGUUGUGUAUAUAUGAAUAAUAAACCUAUUCUUGGCUGAUUUUCAAUCUCUCCA
Zychaea mexicana is the source of this 1012-nucleotide messenger RNA. RefSeq lists its product as uncharacterized. Bases 285 to 932 code for a protein of 215 amino acids. NCBI's taxonomy places the organism in Eukaryota, Fungi, Mucoromycota, Mucoromycetes, Mucorales, Lichtheimiaceae. The transcript is spliced from 2 exons. The record is from RefSeq and is a predicted model, not a curated record.